AUGACUCAAAUAGAAAGAAGAGAAAAACGGUAUGAAGCAAUGGCAGAUGAUUUAGCAAUUGUUAAUCAGGGAUUAAUAUAUACGGAAUUAAAUGAAAUGUUCUCUAAAUUUAUGGAGAAUGAUGGAUAUGCUGGAAUGGAUUACAAGCCGUAUACUAGUCCAAUUGAAAUAACACUUAAGCUGGGCAAGCCAUCUGGUAUGCUAGAGGAUAAUAAGUUAAGGAUUAAGCAGCUUAUAUCAUUAAUACAGAUGAGAUUUAGACUAGAAGAAGGAUCUGUCUCUAUAUUCAUAGAGCAAGUAAAGAACAGAGCACUUAAUGCACAGAUACAGGCUGAUUUAAUCAAGGAGAAAUUAGGAGCAGGUCUUCCUGUUAGAAGGGUAGUCUCUGGUGCCAUUAGAACCAUAAUGGAGGGAGGUGCAUCUGGUGCUGAAGUGAUUAUCUCAGGGAAAUUAAAGGGGCAAAGAGCCAGGAGUUAUAAAGUAUCUGAGGGUAUCUUAAAGCACUCUGGUAAUUCAACCAAGGAUUACGUCAAGAAGGGAAUGUCCAGUAUACUCUUAAAGCAGGGUAUCCUUGGAAUAAAAGUGGGUAUUACACUGAAAUAUGAUCCAACUGGGAAGGUGGGUACUCCUGUGCAGCACCCAAGCAAUGUGACUAUUUUCUCACAGGAAGAACUUGAGCAGAUGAGGAAAGUAAAGACUGCUAAGCCAGUAAAGGCGUACAGUCACAGCAAAUAA
Molecule: messenger RNA, 735 nt
Organism: Nematocida parisii ERTm1
Lineage: Eukaryota; Fungi; Microsporidia
Exons: 1
Coding region: 1-735 (244 amino acids)
Biological process (GO): translation
Cellular component (GO): cytosolic small ribosomal subunit; nucleus
Molecular function (GO): RNA binding; structural constituent of ribosome
Source: RefSeq, a predicted model, not a curated record